CCAGUCUCCAGUAACUCACCUCGGCCCAGUGACCCAUCAGAUGGAAGAUGCUUUAAGUGUAAUGAACUGGGACAUAUCAAGGCCAACUGUCCCAAGAACACCAUGCGAGUGCAAUUCAUUACACCACCAUCACACCAAAGAUUCCCAGGCCCGGAUGCCUCUCAAAUACCCUUGGAGCGAAGGGAAAAUUUGAGAGUGGGCGGAAAGAAGGUUACCGCGUGGAGAGACACGGGGGCACAAGUGUCAGCUAUCCACCAAUCCUUCGUCGACCCCAAAUUCAUCAACCCAGAGGCCCAAGUGACAAUUUACCCCUUCAUGUCACAAGCUGUAGACUUGCCUACAGCUAAACUGCCUGUCCAGUACAAAGGCUGGUCAGGAAUGUGGACUUUUGCAGUCUAUGACAAUUAUUCCAUCCCCAUGCUACUGGGGGAAGAUUUGGCCAACCAGGUAAAGCGGGCCAAGAGAGUGGGAAUGGUUACACAUAGCCAAACCAGGCAAGCUUCCAGACCCAUUCCUGUUCCUGAGCCGUCCACAGGGGACCCGUCUGUGUUACAAGAGACCCAGACAGAGGUAUUGGACCCGGAUCCCAUGCCAACUACGGAAACAGCCACAGUGCUUCCCGUCCCAGACCAGGAACUGGAAAAGCAGCCAGCACCAGAACCGUUGCCAGCACUGAUGACAGUGCUUGCAAACCCAUCUUCAACCCCAACGCCAGAGGGCGCCAGCAAGCCUGAACUGACCAAAGCAGCAGACAACCACACCCAAGAGGCUCAGCCAGAGCCUGAAAUACCACCUGGUGCACCAGCGGAGAGCGGCUCACCAGCAACGGAAACAACCCCAUCACCUACAUCGCUUCCAGAGGGACCAAGCCCAAGUCCACAGUCUAAGGAAGAACUGGUGUCUCCAGCUUCAAGGAAACAGUUCCAGACUGAGCAGGAAGCAGAUGACAGCCUUUAGAAAGCUUGGGCGGCGGCACGGAGCACCCCACCGCCUCUCAGCUCUUCUAAUCAAUCCUGGUUUGUUGUAGAACAAGGACUCUUAUACAAGGAGACUCUUUCUGAUGGACACCAGGAAGACUGGCAUCGGCAAAAACAGUUGGUGGUUCCAGCUAAGUACCGGGAAAAGCUCUUAAGCUUAGCCCAUGAUCAUCCUAGUGGCCAUGCUGGGGUGAACAGAACCAAAGACCGGUUGGGGAAGUCCUUCCACUGGGAGGGGAUGGGCAAGAACGUUGCCAAGUAUGUCCAGUCUUGUGAGGUGUGCCAAAGAGUGGGAAAACCCCAAGACCAGGUCAAGGCCCCUCUCCAGCCACUCCCCAUAAUUGAGGU
Molecule: messenger RNA, 1325 nt
Organism: Gopherus flavomarginatus (Mexican gopher tortoise)
Lineage: Eukaryota; Metazoa; Chordata; Testudines; Testudinidae
Exons: 2
Coding region: 103-957 (284 amino acids)
Source: RefSeq, a predicted model, not a curated record